This is a messenger RNA of Lampris incognitus (smalleye Pacific opah), 651 nucleotides long. RefSeq lists its product as uncharacterized. The transcript has 2 exons. The coding region runs from base 1 to 651 and encodes 216 amino acids. NCBI's taxonomy places the organism in Eukaryota, Metazoa, Chordata, Actinopteri, Lampriformes, Lampridae. Gene Ontology annotation, molecular function: DNA binding. The record is from RefSeq and is a predicted model, not a curated record.
AUGGCGAACACAUCCAGAGUUCAUUUUUGGACGGAUGAAGAGACGGAGUAUAUGCUUACUCAGUUGAAAGAGCUGAACAUUUUAAAAUACAUGGACGGGAGGAAGACAAGAAAUGGCGACUUAUUCAAAAAAGUAGCCGAGCACAUGGUCGGGGCAGGGUUUAAAAGGACGCCGGAGCAGGUCCGCGUUCGGUGGAAGCACCUUAAACAGGCGCAUUACAACGCCAAAAAAAGUAACUCUACCAGUGGCCACAGUCCUGUUUCGUGCCCAUUCUUAGAGAUAUUGGAGGAGCUGCUUGGACGCCGUCCAUUAUCACAAGCCGUACAGCAUGGUGUGGACGUCGGAUUAAGCACUCCUGUCUCAGAUAGUCCUACUAAGAUUGAAAAGGAAGAGGAGCAUGCCUCACCGCGGAGGCCCAUACGGCAUAAAAGGCCAAGAAAAGAAUUUGACCCCUUUAAAAGGGAGCUCAUGGCCGCCCUGCUGCAACCUCAACCACCACCUCCACCUCCCUCAGAGGACGAGCUCUUCCUCAGGAGCCUGCUUCCGUCUCUGGAAAGAAUGCCGCUUGCAUUGAGGCAGGAGGUGAAAUUAGAUAUUCAUAAAAUUAUUUUUGAGGCCAGCCAAACAUGCAUUAAACGUGAAAAUGAUUGA